Sphaeramia orbicularis (orbiculate cardinalfish) is the source of this 6574-nucleotide messenger RNA. RefSeq names its product leucine rich repeat containing 4Bb (gene lrrc4bb). Gene Ontology annotation, molecular function: signaling receptor binding. Gene Ontology annotation, biological process: positive regulation of synapse assembly; regulation of postsynaptic density assembly; regulation of presynapse assembly. Gene Ontology annotation, cellular component: glutamatergic synapse; postsynaptic density membrane; plasma membrane. The coding region runs from base 740 to 2974 and encodes 744 amino acids. The record is from RefSeq and is a predicted model, not a curated record. Lineage: Eukaryota; Metazoa; Chordata; Actinopteri; Kurtiformes; Apogonidae. The transcript is spliced from 3 exons.
UGCUCUGCUCAGCGGGCGCCGUCGCGUUUGCUGCCUGCGUUCCUCUCCAAGGAUGAUAAGGCGCAUGGAUGCAUUCGUCCCAGACCUCGCCGUUAAAUGUGAUAAUACUAACAUCAUUUCCACCGACUAUCCUUAAUUUGAUCUCCGUGUCUUUUCCCCCCGUGUGUGUGGAUUGUGUUCAUCUGUAACCUGCCAUCUCUGUAGCCCCCCGCGUUGCGUUGGCGCUGCGGAAUAGCCUACAAGAACAAGAGUCAGCUCACAGCCCGUGGAAACAAGCGAAUCAAUUUAGGGGAGAGAAAAGAAGAGACAGAUAGGGACGAUCGGGGAAAAAAAACAGGGGACGAGAGGAGAGAAAACAUCGACCUUACAAACGCAUCCUCCGAAACAUGAAGUGAACAGCAACAGAGUCUACAGAGGAAACACAUCCAAGACCAAGACCUCCCAAUUUUUUUAAAUUUCUAUAUAAUUGUCAUGAGAAUUAAAAAUUCAUAGUUCCAUGAAAUAACAUGCUGAAGAGAUCAACUGAUUUUAUAGUCAAAGAAGCAUGAGCAAAGUAAAAUAAGAACCUAUCUGACAGCGUCAUUGCACCCCUUUUCCUCCCAGUUUUUAAAGGACUGCUCGAAGGCAUAAACAGAACAAGAGCGUAAAAUAUGAACAUCAAGACAAGCACUUAAAUCCCCUUGUCUGGAGGUGACUUAUCAACAUCAUAGCAAUAGGGGUGGGUCAUGACUCAGUUGCCAUGCGUGUUGUCAUGGUGACCAGCCCCUGUACCCCUUCCCCCCUCCUCUGGUUGGUCCAGCUUUUGUUGUGGUUUCACAACCAUGGACCUCAGCUGACAGAGGCAGCACCCCCAUGCCCCACCCCUUGUACCUGCUCCAAUCAGGCAAGCCGUGUCAUCUGUACAAGGAAAAGUUUAGACCAAGUCCCAGACAAUAUUUCAGAUAAAACAAGAUACCUCAAUCUUCAAGAGAACACCAUCCAGGUGAUCAAGUCUGAUACAUUUAAACACCUGAGGCAUCUGGAAAUCCUCCAGCUCUCUAAGAACCACAUUCGAGAAAUUGAGGUGGGAGCUUUUAAUGGCCUUCCCAACCUUAACACACUGGAGCUUUUUGACAACCGUCUCACAGUGGUACCUUCACUAGCCUUUGAGUAUCUUAGCAAGCUACGGGAAUUAUGGCUACGAAACAACCCUAUUGAGACACUGCCGGCAUUUGCCUUUCACCGAGUUCCCUCUUUACGCCGCCUCGAUCUUGGUGAACUAAGGAAACUGGGUUUCAUCUCAGAGGCUGCCUUUGAAGGUCUGAUUAACUUGCGCUUCUUGAACCUGGGUAUGUGUGGCUUAAAGGACAUCCCUAACCUCACCCCAUUAGUGAAACUAGAGGAGCUGGAGCUUUCGGGAAACCAGCUGGGAAUAGUGCGACCUGGGUCCUUCCAGGGUCUAGUGUCACUUCGCAAGCUGUGGCUGAUGCACUCCAGAGUGUCAGUCAUUGAACGCAAUGCUUUUGAUGACCUCAAAAACUUGGAGGAGCUCAAUCUCUCCCACAAUUCCCUGCAUUCCCUGCCACAUGACCUCUUCACUCCUUUGCACCAGUUAGAGAGGGUACAUCUAAACCACAACCCCUGGGUGUGCAACUGUGAUGUGCUGUGGCUCAGCUGGUGGCUGAAAGAAACUGUUCCCAGCAAUACCACGUGUUGUGCUCGCUGCCAUGCUCCCCCAGGCCUAAAGGGCAAGUACAUUGGGGAACUGGACCAGAGCCACUUUACCUGCUAUGCCCCGGUGAUUGUUGAGCCACCUACUGACCUCAAUGUCACUGAGGGCAUGGCUGCUGAGCUGAAAUGUCGCACUGGAACCUCCAUGACGUCAGUGAAUUGGUUCACUCCAAACGGUACUCUGAUGACCCAUGGAUCGUACCGAGUUAGGAUCUCAGUGCUUCACGAUGGAACACUGAACUUCACAAAUGUGACCGUGCAAGACACCGGGCAGUAUACGUGCAUGGUGACCAACUCUGCUGGAAACACCACUGCAACAGCUGUACUCAACGUGUCUGCUUCGGAUCCCAACAACAGCUACAGUUAUUUUACCACCGUCACUGUGGAAACAGUAGACUCACACCAAGCGGAGAAAGAAGCAAGACAGGAGAUUAACGAGACUAUGAUUGAAUUCCCAGGUCCCACUGUUCUUGGAGGGGUGGUAGAUGGGCGUCCUGGCAUCACUAUUUCACCCUCUCCCGCCUCUCUUUCUUCACUGUCUCCCAGAGCCAAUAGAGGGAGUGAUGAUACAGUUACUGUGUCUUUCAUGGAUGUAACUAAUAUUCCAGGCCUGGAUGAUGUGAUGAAAACGACUAAGAUCAUCAUUGGUUGCUUUGUGGCUAUUACUUUUAUGGCAGCUGUAAUGUUGGUGGUUUUCUAUAAACUCAGAAAGCAGCACCAGUUACACAAGCACCACGGCCCAGCUAGAGCUAUUGAGAUCGUAAACGUAGAAGAUGAGCUUGGAGCAGGAGCUGGCAGUGGCAUUUCAGGUGGUUCUACCAUGAAUUCUGGCGGUGGCGGGGAAGGAACCUUAAGGAUACAUCACCCUGAAAUCGUCAACAUUCCCAGUAUUGGCCGCACAGAUACUCUCAACCACUACUACAAGACUCAUCAUUUCAACAACAAUGUGAUGGGUCUAAGUAUUGGCACUGAAGGGUUGGGACCAGGAGGCAUCCUCAGUAGCAAGAACCAGUCAGGCCAGGACAUCCCAAUCUCCUGUUCUGCUGUCCCAAUCUCAACAUCUAAUUUGCUUACAACAUCAGGCAAUGGCACCAACACCAACCCCAAUUCUAUGUCGCCACCUCUGCCAAUGUCUCUCCCCAUGCCUACUAUGGGCUUGCAUGGAUCGAUCAAGGGUUUUAUGGGCCAGAACCAGAAUCCCCAAAUGGAGCCCCUUCUCUUUAAGGGGAGCUCGAAGGAAAAUGUCCAAGAGACUCAGAUCUAAAAACAAAGUGAGGGUAUGGAGAGAGAGUGAGCAAGAGUCAAAGACAGAGAGGGGAUUGAUGUUGGGUUUAUGCGCCGAAUGAUAAGACACUAGAGUGCAUUGACAUUACACCAGGAGAGAGGAUAGACUGACACGGCAAUACAAACACGUAGACUUAUCCGUGACAGUGUACUGAGCCAAGGAUUGGACCACAAUGGGCCACUUGUGUUUGUAGUAACGAUCAUGGCCAUGGAGAUCAAGAAAUGGACAUUGCUACAAUGUAAAUCUGUGCCAAAGCAAAUGUUUUUUGCAGUUUCUACAAGCUCUGUUCUCAUAAGGAAAAACUAGCCUUUCAGAGGAAUCAGUCCCAAAAUUGUUGUUGGCCAGCAGAGAUGAAAGACAUGCACAGCACUUACCACAAUGAAGAUUGACAAUAUUACAGAACAAAAUUCAAGAGACAUUUUCUUCCACACAAAACAACAAGCCACACUCUCUCUCAAGAGACUCAAUAGACUCCUUCAAGGUGACAAUUAUGUAGGCAUAAAUAGAAGGACAAAAAGGUACAGUGCAGUACAAACUACUGUGAAAAAUCCACAAAUUAUAUAAAUAUAUUUUCAUUUAAAUAUGUAUCAUUGCAGACUCCAAUGCAGAGAUAUUUUGGGGUGGAUGUAUAAGCUGGUAUAGUUUGUUUCUUUGUUAAUAAUCAGGGGUGGCAAUGGUGGAGGUUGGUUAUGAUACAUGUUUUAAGUUUGGCUACUUCUCAGAAACAUAAGGGCUCAAUUGCAACACUCAUUGUGAAUCUUUGAAUUGGCUUUGUGACAUAAAGUCCAUUUAGGUUGUAGAACAGUAAAUGCAGAUCUCUGUUUGACAAACUUUUGUCUGUUGCUUCAGUAAUAAUCAUUACAAUCUUUUGUGUUCUGAGAGUGUAUUACGUAUUUUGUAAAAGCCAGGUACUUAGUAUUUGAAUUGACAAUUCUGAUACUUAAAUGCCAGCAUCAAACAAUGGUAAAAUAAUGUUUCACAAACACAGAACGGUAUUCCAAUGCAAAGACCUGUAUGGGUAAAAUAAAGUGUUGACAGUGUGUUAUUUGAAUUAGCUCAGUAGCCAGAUAUUUGCUUUUAGAAUGGAAUUUGAUAUGACCUCCUUGCUCGUGGUUACCAUAAUCAUGCCAUAAAAUGCUGUCAUAAGGAUGACUAGACAUCUAUCUGCAGCAGCAGCAUUCAAGAAGGGAUUAAACAUCCAUCUAAGGAUGAUUGGAAUGGAAAUGUACAGUAUAUUAAUAAUAAUAAUAUCUGGUUGUAUGACAAUUGUAAGAUCCACAUUUUUACAGUGUAACUUUCAUAUGUUAAAUGCCAUUUACGCUUCUUGCGUUUCAACUAUGUAUUUCUUUAUUUUUGUUAGUUUGAUAUAAUGUGUACAGUUGUCUAGCCAUGUAUCAUUACGUGUGAAAUAAAUCAAUCAUAUAUUGGGUUGUGGCGGGUCAAUAUGGGAACCACAUACUGUAAGUAACAUUUGUAGAGUGAGACAUUAUGCAGGCUUCUGUGCUAAACCUGGAUUGAAUGUAUGGUUUGCGGUUUAGCCGUUAGUCAUGGUGGUAAUGAUAGGUGCCAUCUGCUCUAUUAACAUGCUCAGACAGGCUUUUAGCCACUCUCUUAUAGAUGGUCCACAAACACUGCUACUGGUUUUAUAAAAUGAGUGUUUUUGAACAGAACUAGAUGAUCUUAUUGUUAACAAAGGCACUUUGGUCUCACAUUAGUCCUCACUCUGCUUCUCUCAUCUUGCUGCUUUAACAGUACAACAGUUUUUGAAUCGUGUGAAAUGGCUGAUGGAUUGAGGAAAGAAAUACAAUUAUUUUUUUUUUUCUUUUUCUUUUUUUUUGAUACAGACCAUAUUUAUCAAGCAGGAACCUAAAAUGUUUGUUGCAAUUGAGCAGAAGCUGGAAACACAACCAGUUAUUCCAGAUAAAUGUACCUGAGAUAGUAUUAUCAAUGAAAUCAUAUCAACAAGGUUUCUGACCUUAAUGCAGCUCUUUAUGGGAUUUUUGCUGUUUUUUUUUUUUUGUUGCACCCCUCCCUCAGACCUGCAUAGGGGCUGUUUUAUGUGAGUGAUGAUGUUUUUUUCUUAUCAGCAAUGGGACUACACUUAUUGAAAGAAAAGGACCACAGAGGAGUAGUAAUAAUGACGAUAGCAUGAUUUACAAUAUCAGACAAGAACCCACCCGGAUUGUACUGUCACAGAGGUUAAUGUAACUCUAUGAAAGGAACAUCUUCUACAUCAGUGCCCACGAAGUUCACACCAGUUAAAACUACACACACCUAAAUCAUUUUUUAACAAUACUGUAUGUCUGAUUAAAUGGAAAGAAAAAAAUGUAAAAACCAAUCAAAUAACUCAGGUGGUCUAACUUGCUGCCAUGUAUUUUCUCUAUUUGGUGUCACUGUUUAUGGGGUGUUAAUCGGAUUCAAAAGUGUUAUACCAUAGUAAAUGUAAAUGUUUUGCCACCCAGCAGACAGAUCUAGUGGGCAGGGUUCAACUGUAGCCCCACUGAGACACAAAUAGAAUAUAAAUGAAGGCUAACGACACAACAUAUGGCCGCUCCCUUGAUGUGCUACAUUCGGUGGCUCUGUCGUCAGAUUUCAAAGAGCAUACGAGAUAUUUCCUCGUGGGCUGCGUGUGAAGGUUCAUUUCUGCAUAUUAACCAUGAAACAUAUUCACUCACAUGAACGCUGCUGUAGCAGCAUUUAAUAAUGAUAUUUCAUCUAACCAGCACAGAAAUGUUCCUUUCAUACCUCUGGACAUCCAUAACAUGCAACAGGGUUAUUAUUAUUAUCAUUAUUAUUAUUAUUAUUAUUAUUAUGAACAUUUGGAAGAACUGCAGAAGGGCUUUGUUGCAUCUUAGUAUAGUGGCUGCCAUUGUACAUACAGAGCUUGAUGCUAUUUAAAAGGAGGUACAUUCAAGUAAUGUAACCAUCACAAGACCCCUUUUAAAGAAGAUGAUGAGCUUGAGACUGGAAUCUGAAUAUAUGCAUAUUCAGAAACUGUACCACACUGUAUAAUAUUGUGUCAGUUGAUGCAGUUUGGCUACAGAUGGAGUACUGGCAUAUGUUUAUCCACUGCACCACCCGUCGCUUACGAAGGAUGCUGCAACCCAGAUGACAUUUCUUGGUUUGUCAGAGGCAAACAUCCUUAAUUAAUGGAUUAUUGUAUCUGACAUGACACCAUAUUGCAAGACAAGAAAAGGGACUGACCUUUUGGUCCUUUAAAGGUAAGCUGUUUUGUUUGAUAAAACAAUUAAAAAGGAAAAGGAGCUGGGUGUGUCAGAAAUGUUUUUUAAAGAAAGGCCGAACAGUGUUAAGCUAUAGAAAAUUUAGAUUUCUUAAAUGCAAAACAAUAAAAAAAUGUCAUUUUUUUUUAUGUUUAUUUUUUCCAAGUUGUUGGUUGUAUCUCAGUAUGUGAUAUUAUCAAUUUGGGUUUUUAUGUAUUGUCAUUAAAUGUCAUUUUUUCACACAUUCAUCCAGGUACACAGUGUUGCUGAACAGUGUAUUUCUUCAAUUAUAACAAAAUUAACGAGCUGUAUUUGCACCUCAUUGAUGUUCUUACAUUAUAUCACUGUUUAUUACUUA